UCUCUCUCGCGUCCACACGAAAAAAAGAAGAAACGGAAAAACUACAUUUUGAGAUCAAAAGGGAAAGAGCAGGAAGCCCAUAAGACCACCCCACAGAAACAAUGAUGGGGGCGUCUCAUUCCUUGCCCUGCAGCCAUUUCCUAAUCUAGAAGCUCGGACAGGAGGAGGACGAGAGGCCUCAUCACGCCUCCAUUGCCGGUCUUCGAAUUUUAGAGAGAGAGAAGAGAGAGAGAGAGAGGUGGAAAGUAAAAAGAGAGACCACCACUCAAAUUACUCCAAUAUCUGCAAGAGAGAGAGAGAGACAGAGACAGAGAGGGAGCCAUCCACCACCCAUCGUCUUUUAGAUCUUUAUAAGCGAUUAGGAUUUAGGGCGAGAGGGGGAGAAAGUGGAAGAGAGAGAAAGAGAAAUGAGUGUGGGAUUGGUGUUGCCGGGAAGUGGGCAGCGGUGCUGCGGGCCGGUGGGGCUUCGGGCGCAGGAGCGGCAGCCGUGGGAGAGGAAGCCGUCGGGGGCCGCUUCGAUGAGGAUGGUGGGGUUGGGGCAGGGGAAGCAGCGAGGGUCGCUGCUGUGUGCGAGGGCGGCGGCUUCGUCGUCGAACUGCUCCGAGCAGUCGAUGAGCUUCUACCAGCUGCUGGGGAUACCGGAGAGCGGGAGCCUGCUGGAGAUCAAGCAGGCGUACAAACAGAUGGCCCGGAAGUAUCAUCCGGACGUGUCGCCGCCGGACCUGGCGGAGGAGCACACCAAGAGGUUCAUUCGGGUGCAGGAGGCCUACGAGACGCUGUCGGACCCCAUGAGGAGGGCCAUGUACGAUCGGGACCUUGCUAGAGGGUUGCAGUUCGCUUUCUCCGCGCGCAGGAGGCCUGAUCUGGACAUGGAGGAGAGGGACGGGUGGAAGAGUCGUUGGAAAUCCCAAGUUGCAGACUUGAAGAGGAGGAGUGUGGAGAAGAACUCUGAUGGCAACUUGUCGUGGGGAGCAAGGAUGCGCAGGCGGCAAAGAGAAGCAUAUGCAGAAUAAAGAAUUUCCCCCACUCUACAUAUGUUGUAAAUAGCUUUUUCCAUUUGAGGAGAGAGGUAGCUGAUAUCUCCUAAUCUCAUUGUACAUGGGGAAAAUAUAGAAUGAAUAGAUAGCCUUUGGUGCCCAA
Molecule: messenger RNA, 1140 nt
Organism: Nymphaea colorata (pocket water lily)
Lineage: Eukaryota; Viridiplantae; Streptophyta; Magnoliopsida; Nymphaeales; Nymphaeaceae
Product: chaperone protein dnaJ 20, chloroplastic
Exons: 2
Coding region: 408-1013 (201 amino acids)
Cellular component (GO): chloroplast
Source: RefSeq, a predicted model, not a curated record